Messenger RNA from Adineta ricciae, 456 nucleotides. The record is from the annotation of a GenBank genome assembly. Lineage: Eukaryota; Metazoa; Rotifera; Eurotatoria; Adinetida; Adinetidae.
AUGUCCUUAAUCAAGACAGAUCCACGUGAAAUCCUGUCGUGCGGAAUCUUCUACAAUCUUGUAAUCGGCCCAACUAUACUCUCGAAUAUAUACUUGGCAUUAAUGUCGAUCGACCGAAGUAUAAUGAUACUCUAUCCAUCUCGUUAUCGUAUACUGAUUACCCGUCGAAGUGUACUGAUCCGUGUAUACUUAGUAUUAGUAUUAGUGAUUAUCGCUAUGAUUCCACAUCAUUUUUACUUUUAUUACAACAAAAAAAUCUUUACAGUUCGAGAUCGGCUUUACCAUCUAGAGCUACUUUGUGGCAAACGAUGGAAUACUUACCUGAUUUUACGCUACUGGUUUCUGAUACUUAGCGUUUUUACCUAUUCAUUGCCUAUCGUCAAGUCCAAACGAGUGAACGACGCUUUAUUCCACUCAAAUAACCAAAACAAAUUAUCAAUCAAUAAAGAAAACUAG